CUUUUAGCCACUGGUUCCUCUGUGAUGUCACGAUGACUGCAAACAGGAAAUGCUGAGCGAAAUGCACAGAAAGGGAACGGAGACACAAUAAUGUGCUUGUGAAAGGGGAGAAUGCAGGCGACAGAAAGGGAUGCCACUUCGAUGGGUGGAUCAAGCUGUUCGGAGGGUAGCCCAACCAUGUCAGAGUCACGAGCGGAGUCUCCACAAAGCACUACGAAGUCCCAGUCAUUUGAUCUCUUCAAUUUAGUUGUUUCGUACAAGAGAAUAGAAAUGUAUCUGGAGCCCGUCAGGGAUACUUGGGACGGAAUCAAAUACUUGUUAAGGUGGCAGAUGCCCAUUUUUUCCUUUUGCACAUGUCUUACAUUAACUAUUUUGCUACUCACACUAAAUGAAGUGGCAUGGUUCUCAGUGGGAGCUCUAAUUAUCUCCAUUCCUGCACUGAUUGGAUAUCUGCAAGAGAUGUCACAAGUACACUUACCCGAACCAGAUCUUACUCGGAGGAAAUAUUACAGCGUUCGGCGUGAAGAACUCCAAAAAGUGAAACUUUCCCGCCAGGAAGCUGUAGCAGAGUUUAAAUUCUUUUUAAUUCACCUCGAGAGCAUAUUGAAUACGAUCUGUGGGAACUGUGAGAAAGUCUACCAAGUUCUUUACUGGCAGAAUCCAUCCACAUCAGCUCAGUUUUACGGGUUAUUGCUGGGCUCGGUUUGCAUUCUUUACCUAUUGCCCUUGUGCUGGGUUCUGGCCAUUGUCAACACCACUGUUUUUCUGAGGAACGCGGACUUUUACAGAGUUGUAGCAGAAUAUAGAGCAUCUUUGCAACAGAGAAGCAACACUGAGAAUUCAACUUUAAAGUCAUUGCAAGAAACUCAAGAGGCAGAAAGUGGCCCUGUUUCUGAUCGCUCCCCCACACCACUUCACACCACCUCCGAGUUCUCCUCCUGCUCGGACAGUCCAGAUUGUACAAGCCAUAAACUGGACCUCUCACCAGGGAGUGUGGAAGAAGCAGAAGAAGCUGAGCCAGAUGAAGAGUUUAAAGAUGCGAUUGAGGAACAACAGCUGAUUACAAUGGAGGAUGACGAUGUAUCACAGGGCACUGUAGAAUACGACUUAAACCUCCAGGACAACGGAUUCCUCAGUAAAAAUGAGGUCAUCAAAAGCAAAGUCUCCAAACUCACAGAACGGCUCCGUAAACGGUAUCCUGCCAACAACGUAGGUGUGUGUACAGGAUGCAAUGCCACCUUCUCAGUACUGAAAAAGAGGCGAAGCUGUAGUAAUUGUGGAAAUAGUUUCUGUUCGAGAUGCUGUUCUUACAAAGUUCCAAAAUCUGUUAUGGGAGCCACAGCUCCCGAUGCACAGAGAGAAACUGUGUUUGUGUGCGCUGUUUGCAAUCAGGCGUUAAACAAGUAAGAAUUGGAUAAUCUCUGUGGACACCAAACACAAUACGUUCCUCAACCCUCAGUUAAGCUUAGAAUGAUCUACAGGAAAUGGCAUCUCAGUUGUAAGAGUGUAAUUACACUAAAAACUGUCCGUCUCGUGCACCGAGGACCCUUACACGCUUUCUGUUUAGCUAUUUAGAUGCAUAUUCUGUAUGCUCUAAAGCGGUUGGAUCAUGUAGUGAAACCAAUCCUAGAACUUUGGUGAAGAUGCAUAAGGAAUACAGAUUAUUUUCAUAGCUGCUUAAAAAAAAAACCUGUUGUAAAAUAAUAUUGACAUUCAGUUAAAUGCCCAAUUAAAAUGGCGUUGAUGAGGUGAGAUCGCAUUGUGGUCCAGAUUUGUAGACUAGAAGAGAAAGUCAGCCCGCAGAACGGUUCCAUGUAUGCUAACGAAGCUGAUUGCUCAUAUAUGAACUCGAGGGAUGUGUUGGUAAGGUUGCAGGAAUGAUAUGGGCUUAUGGAGAUUGAUCUCCUGUUUCAGGCCCGGAUAAGCAGUCAUUGAAGAAUCGAACCUACAACCUUGUGAAUUGAAGCCUAUCAUUUUCUGCUAAUGUGUCUUGAAUGCCUGGAUCCCUCUUUGCACAUCAGUGUCAGUUGGUUAAUAGCCUUUCAGUAAAGUUGCAGUGUAUGCAAGAGUUUUGUAGAUGAAUUGAGGCUAUAUGAGCUCCGUCUAUGACCUGUAAUUAUUCCAGUGGCUGUCAUUUUUCUGACUUCAGAUAGCAAAAUGCAGAGCGGACAAGAUGUAAUUUUUGAAAAAAAAUUUUUUUGCUGGCACGCAACAGAAAUGUUUAUUGCUCAAUAUUAACUCCAUCUGAGCUGGAGACAUUGGUUUCCAAAUUAAAAAAAGGUUAGGAAAUCCAUGAAAUACCAUUGAGUAAAAUGUUGCCUGACAAACGGUAUAUAUUUUCUUUUGUUAAAGUCUAAUUGUUAAUUAAUAUUGGAAUGAUAUCCUACUGCUAUAAAACUAUUUUUUUCUAGAGCUUUAGGUGUCGAGCUGUUUUUUUGAAACACAUAAAAAACGUAUGGGACUAUGUGCAAUGGUUGCCGACACAUUAAAUACAUAGGAUUGUUGCCUUAAAUGAGUGCUGAUUUUAUAUACGAGGACUGAGGGUUUAACAAAUCUUGCAAUGGCUGUUCAGGCCAACCUAGGACCCCGCAGUUAUAGCUAAUGUUGUCUUUGUUUAAUAGAGAGAGGGAUGCUUUGUUAUUUUGUGUGCGUGUCAUGGUACAGCAGGAAUAUGCACAAAAUAAUGAGUUGUACGAAAUGUGUGUGUGUGUGUGUGUA
Pelobates fuscus (common spadefoot toad) is the source of this 2718-nucleotide messenger RNA. RefSeq names its product zinc finger FYVE-type containing 27 (gene ZFYVE27). The transcript is spliced from 14 exons. Gene Ontology annotation, cellular component: endoplasmic reticulum tubular network; growth cone membrane. The coding region runs from base 112 to 1407 and encodes 431 amino acids. Gene Ontology annotation, molecular function: metal ion binding. Gene Ontology annotation, biological process: positive regulation of axon extension; endoplasmic reticulum tubular network formation; neurotrophin TRK receptor signaling pathway. Lineage: Eukaryota; Metazoa; Chordata; Amphibia; Anura; Pelobatidae. The record is from RefSeq and is a predicted model, not a curated record.